AAGCUUGUGAAGUCUUAGGUAAUGCUUUUCUGUUGCGAUGACUGUUUCAGUCCCCUCAGUGAGCAAUUAAGUGCACCAGUAAAAUACAAAGGAGACUGUGGAGAUAUUCAUUGUGCCCUCAGCAUCUUCAAAAGGCGCUGCUGCCUGCCAAGCCCAGACUUCAUUUCUGUAAAAGCGGAGGAUGUUCUAUUCUGCUGUGCCAUAAAAGUCUUCUGGAGCCCAAACACGGUGUAGCGUGUGUACCGUAGCGUGCACAAGCUCAAAGGCUUUCAACAAAUUAGCUUUUUUGCUUUGCCACCUUCCAUACGUAAUUUCACAACACCUAGUAUUGAGACAGUGCUGUUGUUUGGGCAGCAUAAAUCACUCACUGUACUGCAGGGCGCCUUUCUUAACAAGCUGGGUGUAGUUCACCUUUUUGUCUAACUCUGCUGCGCAUCUCUCUAACAAACAACUGCUCUUUACGGCUCAACUCGAUAAUCAAUACAUUUUUUUUAGUUUACAGAGCAAAUAAUUACUUUAGCCGAUGAUUUCACAAGGUUAGAAGAUGGAUGUAUAAAGUCUGGAGCGUGAAGGCAGAGAAAUAUCUCUGCUGAUCUCAAGAGCAACAGGUCUGCAAGUAACAGGCUGCACAGCCACCUCUGCCAUGAAGGCAAUGAGAGCUGCUGCCCUCCUUGGAUUAGUGCUUCUCAGCUCCUUUCCUGAUCUUGUUCCUGGUCAGCAAUGGGCCUCCUGCAGGGAGUACCGGCUGUCAGGCAGCAGGAACCUUGCCUGUCCCAGGAUCUUCCAGCCUGUCUGUGGCACUGAUAACAUCACCUAUCCCAACGAGUGCUCACUCUGCAGACAAAUCCUCCGGAGUGGGACGGUUGACAAGAAGCACGAUGGGAGGUGUGUGAAGGUUGAUUGCACUGGCUACAUGAGAGCAACUGGUGGGCUGGGGACAGCCUGCAGCCAGCAACACAGCCCGCUCUAUGCCACCAACGGGGUCACCUACAGCAACAAGUGCACCUUCUGCUCAGCAGUGGCGAAUGGAGAGGACAUAGAUCUGCUCACUGUUGGAAAACAACCUGAGAUUGACUGCAGUGAAUUCAAGAGCACCGAUGUCUACUGCACUAACGAGUACAUGCCCCUUUGUGGCUCUGACGGCGUAACGUAUGGGAACAAAUGCUACUUCUGCAUUGCAGUUUUGAGGAGUCAUGGAUCUCUGUCUCUCCAGCAUCGUGGAGAAUGCUGAGUGCUGGAGCGCAGCCUUUACCCUCACUCAUCUUUCACUUCCAAAGCCUGCCAUUCCAACAUGUUCUUCCCUGCUCUCUGUUGUACAUUGCUUUCUGCCUUGACCCAUCAGUAAAUCAAA
Molecule: messenger RNA, 1351 nt
Organism: Meleagris gallopavo (turkey)
Lineage: Eukaryota; Metazoa; Chordata; Aves; Galliformes; Phasianidae
Product: ovomucoid-like
Molecular function (GO): serine-type endopeptidase inhibitor activity; protein binding
Source: RefSeq, a predicted model, not a curated record